Molecule: messenger RNA, 2330 nt
Organism: Drosophila novamexicana
Lineage: Eukaryota; Metazoa; Arthropoda; Insecta; Diptera; Drosophilidae
Gene: nAChRalpha1
Product: acetylcholine receptor subunit alpha-like 1
Exons: 8
Coding region: 1-1710 (569 amino acids)
Biological process (GO): regulation of membrane potential; monoatomic ion transmembrane transport; nervous system process
Cellular component (GO): synapse; neuron projection; postsynaptic membrane
Molecular function (GO): transmembrane signaling receptor activity; acetylcholine-gated monoatomic cation-selective channel activity
Source: RefSeq, a predicted model, not a curated record
AUGGGUAGCGUUCUUUUUGCAGCUGUCUUCAUAGCAUUACACUUUACGACCGGGUGCCUGGCCAACCCAGAUGCUAAACGUUUGUACGACGAUUUACUAAGCAACUACAAUCGACUCAUACGACCUGUGGGCAACAAUUCCGAUCGUCUGACGGUCAAAAUGGGUCUAAAACUGUCACAGUUAAUCGAUGUGAAUCUAAAAAAUCAAAUUAUGACUACCAACGUGUGGGUGGAGCAGGAGUGGAACGACUACAAAUUAAAAUGGAAUCCCGACGAUUACGGCGGAGUGGAUACCCUGCAUGUGCCCUCCGAGCACAUAUGGCUGCCGGAUAUUGUGCUAUACAACAACGCCGAUGGCAACUAUGAAGUGACAAUAAUGACAAAAGCAAUUCUACAUCACACGGGCAAAGUGGUUUGGAAGCCUCCUGCCAUUUAUAAAUCCUUUUGUGAAAUUGAUGUCGAAUACUUUCCGUUCGACGAGCAAACAUGUUUCAUGAAGUUCGGCUCGUGGACAUACGAUGGUUACAUGGUUGACCUGCGACAUUUAAAGCAAACGGCCGACUCGGACAACAUUGAGGUGGGCAUCGAUCUGCAGGAUUACUAUAUCUCUGUGGAAUGGGAUAUCAUGCGUGUGCCGGCGGUGCGUAACGAAAAGUUCUACAGCUGCUGCGAGGAGCCCUAUCUGGACAUUGUAUUCAACCUGACACUGAGGCGGAAGACGCUCUUCUAUACAGUCAAUCUGAUCAUACCCUGUGUGGGCAUAUCGUUUCUGUCCGUGCUGGUGUUCUAUUUGCCCAGCGAUUCGGGCGAGAAGAUCUCACUUUGUAUCAGCAUUCUGCUCUCGUUGACUGUGUUUUUUCUGCUGCUGGCAGAGAUUAUACCGCCGACAUCUCUGACGGUGCCGCUGCUGGGCAAAUAUCUGCUCUUCACCAUGAUGCUGGUCACGCUCUCUGUCGUGGUAACAAUUGCGGUGCUAAACGUAAACUUUAGAUCGCCAGUGACGCAUCGCAUGGCACCUUGGGUGCAGCGCGUCUUCAUACGAAUCCUGCCGAAACUACUCUGCAUUGAGCGGCCCAAAAAGGAGGACCCCGAAGAUGAUCAGCCGCCCGAGGUGCUCACAGAUGUCUAUCAUUUGCCGCCGGACGUGGACAAGUUUGUUAACUAUGACACAAAGCGUUUCAGCGGUGACUAUGGCAUACCAGUGCUUCCCGCAUCGCAUCGGUUUGAUUUGGCGGCCGCAGGCGGGAUUGCUGCCCAUUGCUUUGGUGACCCGCCGCUGCCCUCCUCACUGCCAUUGCCAGGCGCUGACGACGAUCUGUUCAGUCCAUCGGGUCUCAAUGGAGACAUCAGUCCGGACUGUUGUCCAGCAGCAGCGGCAGCCGCAGCUGCUGCGGCCGAUCUCAGUCCCACGUUUGAAAGGCCCUAUGCACGAGAGAUGGAAAAGACCAUCGAAGGUUCGCGCUUUAUAGCGCAGCAUGUGAAAAACAAAGACAAGUUUGAGAGCGUUGAGGAGGAUUGGAAAUACGUAGCUAUGGUAUUGGAUCGUAUGUUUCUUUGGAUUUUCGCAAUCGCUUGCGUGGUCGGCACAGCGCUUAUUAUAUUGCAAGCGCCUAGUUUGUACGAUCAAUCGCAGCCGAUUGAUAUAUUAUAUUCGAAAAUUGCUAAAAAGAAAUUCGAGCUGCUAAAAAUGGGUAGUGAAAACUCCUUAUAACGUCCACUUGGGUUCGCAGCAGGCUGGUGGAACUUAAUCAUCAGCUCGUUGCGAACCCUGUUCGCCGCACGCGACGAUGAUCGUGGAUAAUAUACAACGAGCCAAACCAUGAGCGUCUCAUCGGCGUUAUACAACACUAAGAGUAUCAGCAGCAGUAUCAAUAUCAGCGUUGACAGUGUUAAUCCCGUUAUCGAUAGAGAUAAAAAUAGCGAAACGAUGACCAACUCAUGGAGCCCAUUGUAAGCAGCGGAGCGAAGCGAACAUUGGAAAUUGUGAAAGAAGAAAGAAAUAAACAACGGUUGCGAGUUUUGGAGCAGUUGAUCAAAAUAUGUAUGUAAAGUAAUGCAACAAAAGUACUGUAGGGUUGGAUAACGUUACGACGUAAAUAACUGGGUUGGAACAUCAACUAUAACAUAUAUAUAUGACACUGACACGACCAGUGGCUGACAAUGCAACUCCGCCAACGGAAUAGAAUCUAGUUAGUAAGUUUUUGAUGGAUGCCUGAUGAUUGUGUGAAAGAACGUUCGUAUAUAUUAAAGUAUGUGAGUCUUGGACGGUUGUGCAGUCAUGUAUGAUGUCAGCAGCCAGUGUUGUAAAAAAAAUAAACUUUUUGUAAUUUG